ACAGACUCCACCAGUUGGGAAGAGAGAUAGUCAGAGAUAGCAGGAAGAAAUGGCGCCUCGAUGCUGCGCUCACUGAAGCGGCGUUUGGACAGAUUCACACAGAACCGUCCGCGGGAGCCAACAUGGUCAACACGAGGAAAAGCUCUCGGAUAAGAUGCGACCCGUUCAUCUCCUCCAGGACCAGGUCGUCGUCGAGACUCGAGCGAAACUCCGAGGAUCACAAGGAACCCGGCAGCGAUGCGAGCACCCCCAGCAGCCCACGGUUGGGGCCGCCGUCCAAACGGACGCGUCGGCAGACGGCCUCGGAGCGGAGCUCCAGCGACACCUCGCCGUCGCCGCAGGCGAAGGGCCAGAGGGUCAGCUGGGACAUUCCCACCUACCGCACCAGACUGUCUUCUCGCAUAAUGCAAAACGGGCACGCUCUGAGAAGUCGCAGAGGUGAGGACGGCGGAGGUGGAGAUCGCUCCCAUAUUAACGGCCACGUGGAGCUGAAGAGGAGCUGCCGGGUGAAGAAGAGCCAAUUCGAACACCUCAAUCAGAGCCUGCUGUUUGACCAGCUGGUGAACAGCACGGCCGAGGCGGUCCUCCAGGAGAUGGACAACAUCACCAGCAUCAGGCAGAGCCGCGAGGUGGAGCGACUGCGCAUGUGGACCAGAGACACGGAGGAGGAAAACAUGGACAUGUACUCCCGGGUGAAGCGCAGGAAAUCCAUGCGGCGGUGCACGUUCAACAUGCCCGCGCACCACAAAGUCAUGGGGAAAACGGAGGAGGAGGAAGAAGAGGAAGAGGAAGAAGGGACAGAAGAGUCUCAUGGUGAAGAAGAAGAGGAAGAUGCAGAGGAGGAUGACGAAGAUGAUGAAGGGGAUGAAGCUGAGGAAGCAGAAGAAAACGACCGACCGUAUAAUCUGAGGCAGCGGAAGACGGUGCAGAGAUACGAGGCUCCACCGAUCGAGCCCGUCAACAGAAAACAGAGCAAUCCUUCACUUUUUGACACACACCGAUCGCCAGCGAGAAGAAGCCAUAUAAGAGUGAAGAAACACGCCAUUCACAGCAGUGACACAACCUCUUCCUCUGACGAAGAGCGAUUUGAGCGGAGGAAGAGCAAGAGCAUGACCCGGGCCAGGAACAGAUGUUUGCCCAUGAACCUGACUGCGGAGGACCUGGCCAGCGGCGUCCUCCGUGACAGAGGGAAAGUAGGGGCCAGCUUGGCCGACGUGGACCCCAUGAACCUCGAUAAUUCAGUGAGAUUCGAUAGUGUGGGAGGCCUCAGUUACCACAUCCAGUCACUAAAAGAGAUGGUCGUGUUCCCUCUGCUCUAUCCGGAAGUCUUUGAGAAGUUUAAGAUCCAACCUCCCAGAGGCUGUUUGUUUUACGGCCCGCCGGGGACGGGGAAGACCCUGGUUGCUCGAGCGCUAGCUAACGAGUGCAGCCAGGGGAACCGCAAGGUUUCCUUCUUCAUGAGGAAAGGAGCCGACUGUCUCAGCAAGUGGGUGGGGGAGUCGGAACGGCAGCUCCGCCUCCUCUUUGACCAGGCUUACCUGAUGAGACCUUCCAUCAUUUUCUUUGAUGAGAUUGACGGUUUGGCUCCGGUUCGGUCCAGCAGACAAGACCAGAUACACAGUUCUAUUGUGUCCACUCUUCUGGCGUUGAUGGACGGCCUGGACAGCCGAGGGGAGAUAGUGGUCAUCGGUGCUACAAACAGACUUGACUCUAUCGACCCGGCACUCAGGAGGCCUGGACGCUUUGACCGGGAGUUUCUGUUCAGCCUGCCCGACAAGAAGGCCAGAAAGCAAAUUUUGAAGAUUCACACCAGAGACUGGAACCCCAAACUUUCUGAGCCAUUUCUGGAUGAACUUGCAGAAAAAUGUGUCGGCUACUGCGGCGCCGACAUCAAAGCACUUUGCACGGAGGCAGCCUUGAUGGCGCUGCGCCGCCGCUACCCCCAGAUCUACGGCAGCAGCGUCAAGCUGCAGCUGGACGUCACGUCUAUCGUCCUGGGGCCCGGUGACUUCAGCAAGGCCAUGAGGACGAUCGUGCCGGCCUCCCAGAGGGCCCUGGCUCCGCCGGGGCGAGCCCUGUCCCCCGUCCUCAGGCCUCUGCUGGACGGCUCCUUCUCAUUGGUGCUGAAAGCUCUGCUCAGAGUCUUCCCCCACGCCCAGCCCACCGACAGGGACAACACACAAGGCGGUGACAAUCAUCUGCUCGAAGAAGAUUUGUACAGCGAUGACAAUGAGGACGGCUCUGCCUCCAUCUAUGAAGCCCAGCCAGCUGCAUCCCCAAAGAGUCAGCCCUCCUCCUCCUCUGCAAUGCACAGAACCUUCCUCCACUUCUCCUCCUCUGCCCUCCAGCAGCCCACGUCCUACCGGCCCCGGCUGCUGCUGGCGGGGGCCCCCGGCUCCGGACAGAGCUCCCAUUUGGCCCCUGCCUUGCUGCACCACCUGGACAAGCUGCCAGUGCACCGCCUGGACUUGCCCACUCUGUACUCCAUCAGCGCCAAGACGCCGGAGGAGUCCUGCGCUCAGGUUUUCCGUGAGGCCCGUCGGAGCAUGCCCAGCGUGGUGUACAUGCCUCAUAUCUCGGAGUGGUGGGACACCGUGAGCGACACUGUGAGGAGCACCUUCAUCACGCUGCUGCAGGAUGUGCCGUCCUUCAGCCCCGUUCUCUUCCUCGCUACUGCGGAGACGCCGUACUCUAAGCUCUCUGAUGAGGUGAGGAGUAUGUUCCAGAGGACCUACGGGGAGGUGGUCAUCCUGUGUCCUCUGGGAGAAGAGGAGAGGAGGAACUUCUUCUCGGACCUUCUGCUGGUUCAGGCGGCGCGACCUCCUCCACGCCUCAGGAGUUCAGAAAGCUGUAAAGAGGUGCUUCCGGUGGCCGAGGCUCCAGGCCAGAGAGUCCUGUCCGUGGAGGAGCAGCGCCGCCUGGCCGAGCAGGAGGAGAACACGUUACGGGAGCUGAGACUCUUCCUCAGGGACGUUACCAAGCGCCUGGCCACCGACAAGCGUUUCAGCAUCUUCAGCAAACCCGUGGACAUCGAGGAGGUGUCUGAUUAUCUGGAGGUGAUUCGACAGCCUAUGGACCUAUCCACCAUCAUGACGAAGAUCGACACCCAUCGGUAUUUAACGGUCAAAGACUUCCUGGUCGACGUCGACCUGAUUUGCAGCAACGCUUUAGAGUACAAUCCCGACAAGGAUCCCGGAGACAAGGUGAUCCGGCACCGAGCCUGCAGUCUGAAGGACACGGCCCACGCCAUAUUUGCUUCUGAGCUGGAUCCCGAGUUUGACCGCAUGUGUGAGGACAUCAAGGAGGCGCGCAAAAAGAGGGACUUCCAGGCGCCCGUUCAGCCGGCAGCGUCUGCAGGUUCGCCGCUGGUCCAAAAGAACCCCGGUACCGGAGAGGAGCGGGCCAAGAGCAGCACUCAGGGUGAAGCGCCGGAGAAAUCCUGCACCACAAAUCAUAUCAAGAGGAAAAUUCGUCGGCGGCCAUCUUGGGGGCGUGGCAUAAUACGCAAGAAGAAGAUCUACAAGAAAGAGAUCGAGGAGGAAGAGGAGGAGCCAGAAGCGGAGGUGGAAGGGGCGGCGCCCAGCGACUCGUGUCUGACUCAGGACGAGGAGUCGUCUUGCGAUACGGCCGAUCCUCAGCCCAACGGCCAUCACCCCCACGGCCCCUCCACGGAAGAGGAGAGCUCCAACGAGCCCCCCGACAAGAGUCACGCCGACGACGCCAGCGAUGCACCACAGGGUCCAAAACCCGAGGGGGGAGGGAAGGAGCCCCCAGCCAAAGAGGUCGAGGCGGUGAGCGCUGGGAAACACGUGGACCCCUGCUGCUUGGGGGGCUGUUCCCAGUCGACGGUGGACGCCAAAACGGCCGACUUCCAACCUUUGAUUCAAAGAGCGGAGUCUUCGGAUGCUCAGCCUCAUUACGCCGAGGGUCUCCUCGCCUCACGAGUGGGCCACGUGAAUGGAACCGAGUCAAUGGACAGCCUGGACUCGCAGAGCCUCAAGAGCGGCGACGAGGCGCACACAAGGACUCCUCAGAGCGCAGCUGAGGGCAUUAACGAGCCGGAGCAGGAAGAGCACAAAGACGAGGGCAGAUGUACUCAGGAGCAGCUUCCGCUGGAUGGCGGCCCGCCGGCAGAACCGAGCGAGGAAGACGGACACAAAGAAGAUGGAUCCGACCCGACGACCGUCGGAACAAGCGCAUCAGAGCAGCUGCAGGGACUUCCUGGAAGAGCAGAGGAGGAGGAGCCACUCUCGGCUCCUCCUCAUCCGCCAGUCGUGGUCGAUCACCAGCGACUUCAGGCUCUGCUGGACACGGUGGUGAAGAAGAGCGAGGGCUUCAGCGUGGAGCAGCUGGAGAGGCUGUACUCUCUACUGAGCCAGUGCAUCUACCGGCACCGCAGGGAAUACGACAAGACCCGGCUACUGGAGGAGAUGGAGGAGAAAACCCAGCAUUUUCAUACAUUCCUGUGAGACGGGAGACGCCGAACCGCCGGGGACCCACACGGCGGGGCCGCUCCGAGUCCGGCCCGUCACACUACAAACACUCACCCGCCCUGCUGGCGCUCGGAGAAGCAGGGUGGAGACUUUCUAUGGUGCUAACGACUCAGGAACCUGGCCAGAUCCACCCUACACAACCAAACCGCCGCCGCCCCCAUCGCCACAACCACGAGGUGCUACUCCACUCGCCGUCGGAUCAGGUGACCCACUCACGUGCACAGCAGGCAGCUCAGCAGACCUCCACCAGCAGACGUGGUCGAGCCCUCCGGUUAUCACACUGCGCCGCUUCUGUCUGGUUUCAAGCUAGCACAGGAGGUUAGCACGGCAGCACCAUUCACCACGGCGGCAGAACCGAACGUUCCCCGUCUGUCGUUUGCACUGCCUAGUGUGUGCCUUAUUUUUGAAAAGCAAACCUCACCAUUUAGCCGGAUUCGGGGGAGGAUUCGGGGUAGGGUUUGAGGAUUCGGGGGAGUGUUUGAGUUAUUCGGGGGAGGGUUCGAGUUAUUCGGGGGAGGGUUCAAGACAAGGUUCUUCAAAUGUUACAUUUGUUGCAUGUGGUGGAGCAGUCGGGGGCGGGGCUUCAUAUGCAAACAACAAAAAGAAAAGGGUUUGGUGCCAUCCCGCUCCCUAACGGUGCUGAAAUGUUUCCUGUUUUUUUUUUUUUUACGCUGAAUUGACUGUUGGUGAAUCCGAUCAAGGCCAUUCUAGGCAGUGCUCAUCUUUGCUCUUUGUGUUUCCUUUCUCCACACCUGACCAGUCGGUUCUCACCUGUGGCCAAACGUUUUCCCGCUCUUCUCUCUUUAAAAGAAGCACUCUGGGGUCGACCUUAAGCUCACCUCUGCCUUCCCCCCACAGCUCCAGGUGAUCAAACCGUAUGCAAACCGGCAACCACAGGUUAGCACUUGGACUACUGCAGAGAGGAAGAAACCAAUGCUACCUCAGCGUAAUUUAUUUUGUUUACUGGGUACAAAAACAGUAUUUCUGAUUUGUUUUCCCCCUUUUUUAUUUUUAAAUACUGUUGUGACAUCCGCAGGUACCAGAUCAGUGCGACCACGGCAGAUUGUUAUGUGUUGAGCCAGGUGUGUCUGUAGUUCACCUGUCGCCUCUUUUCUAUUUUUCUGCUCAUCUCAUUUUUAUUUAUUGCAAAUGAUUUCCAUCUAAAAUGCUUUUUUUGUUAUAAAAUUGGAAAUUCUUAAACGUCCGUUUUGUUGUGUAGCGUUUGUGUAGCAGGUGGCGUGUUCGACAGUGGGGGGAGGGGUUUACAGGUCUCUCAGGUUUACCAGGAACAACACGCCCCCUUCUGCCUUUUUAUUUUCCUUCAUUGAGUGGUUACAGAUGAACUGGAAAAAGACAAACAGGACCAGACUUGCUUUCAUUGUUUUGUUUUGUUUGCCAAAAAGAUUUAAAAACACACCUGGACAUAAAUUGUGGAUAGUUAAUGUCACACAUUGUGAUCUCCCGUUUUUUUAUUCUAAAUUGUAGCCAGUUUGGACUAACAGCCAGUUUUUGUCUGGUAGUUGAGGAUUUAAUCCAGAACGUUCGGAGGGAAAAAGGUUUGUUCUCCUUUUGUGUUCCAGUCUUUUUUAUUUUGUGUAUUGCAAUGUUACUUUAGUGUAAGUUAUAUUUGGAAUUUACUGUAUUUCUGAAUAAACUGCUGUGAUAUACUUGAAUAAAGGUGCAAACUUCAUAA
This is a messenger RNA of Oryzias melastigma (Indian medaka), 6186 nucleotides long. RefSeq names its product ATPase family AAA domain containing 2B (gene atad2b). Gene Ontology annotation, cellular component: nucleus. Gene Ontology annotation, molecular function: chromatin binding; ATP binding; histone binding. The transcript has 28 exons. The coding region runs from base 123 to 4469 and encodes 1448 amino acids. Gene Ontology annotation, biological process: positive regulation of transcription by RNA polymerase II. The record is from RefSeq and is a predicted model, not a curated record. Lineage: Eukaryota; Metazoa; Chordata; Actinopteri; Beloniformes; Adrianichthyidae.